AGAUUUCUGGGGAUUGGGAAACUCUGUGUUCAGAUGCUCACCUUGUAACUGUGAUAUUGGCGGAGCUCACGGCAGCACGUGUUCUCCAGAGGAUGGACAGUGUCGCUGUUUACCCAACAUGAUUGGUCGGCGAUGCUCUGACCCUGCACCUGGGUACUUCUUGCCUGCACUGAAUUAUUUCCUCUAUGAGGCUGAACUCACUUUCCCACUGCUAGGAGGAAGGUCUUCUACAAUUCCUCCUCCAUCGCCUUCUUCUUCUGCUGAUCCAUCAUCUUCUUCUCGGCUGAACCCACGAGUGUUACCUCAGUGUGAGCAGUACUUCAAAGAGCAAGGUUUUGACACCAAGUUCCAAAAUGGACGAGUUAUUUUAGUUCGGCGGGCUCGCCAACUUGCCCAGCAACAGAAAAUGAGAAAGAGAUUGCAGCAAACCAGCAUACCUCUGGUCCCUGGUUACACCCUGCAAAUCAUUCCCCGUCAAAGGGCAUCUCACCAGCCAGUAACCUGGACUGGCCUAGGAUUGGUCAGAGUGUUUGAGGGGGUGGGGCUUAGAUUUACUGUGGACAACCUCCAUUCUUCGACUGAUUACCAGCUGGCGAUUUCCUAUGAACCGGAGUCUGCAUCUGAUUGGAUGGCUAUAGUCAGUAUCGGCAAAGUGUCACCAGGCGAUGGUGGCUGCAGCAGCAAUCCAACAGGAAGUAAAACUGUGAUUCUACCUGGAAACUCCAGACGAGGUAUUCUGGACUCUUUGCUCUGUCUAAAUGCUGGAGGUCAAUAUUUUGUGGAUAUCACCUUUUAUAAACAGCCCAGAUCUGAUAGUUCACACAUCCUAAUUGACUCGAUUAGUCUUUUUAAUAGAAUUGGGUCAGUCCAAAAUUUCUGCUCCCAGAGCGACCUCGACACUUUUCACCAGUUUCACUGUACUGGAUUGGCUGUCAAGCCUGGCCCUCAGGAGUCGCUACCUGAAGUCUGCGAGGGACUCAUUGUGAGCCUUUCAGCACAAAUCCACAAUGGAGCUGUCCUUUGCAGGUGUAAUGUUAUUGGCUCUACUGGACCAUCCUGCAGUAAACUGGGUGGGUUUUGUGACUGUAAGGCCAAUGUGAUUGGUCGUUGCUGCGAUGCCUGUGCCCCAAUGACGUUUGGCUUUGGACCUGAAGGCUGCAAACGAUGUAAUUGUGACCCCCAUGGCUCUGUGUCAGAGCUGUGCGAUCAGGUCAGUGGUCAGUGUGCAUGCCGUUCAGAGAUUACGGGUCAGCGCUGCAAACGCUGUCAGAUGGGAUUCUGGGGAUUCCCUUCAUGUCGAUCGUGUGAAUGUAAUGGGCUAUCAGAGGUGUGUGAUGGAUUUACCGGAGACUGUCUGAACUGCAGGGAGCACACUACUGGACCCAGCUGUGAAAGGUGUGUUGAGGGUUACUAUGGUGACCCAAUCUCCAGACAGGCCUGUCAGCCAUGUUUGUGUCCAGAUGUUCUGAGCAGUGGGCGAUUCUUCGCCACUUCCUGUCAGCAUGACCCACAGUCCCUCAGGCUCAUCUGUAAGUGCCAGGAGGGGCACACAGGUGUAAGCUGUGACAGCUGCAGCCCUGGUUUCUAUGGUGAUCUGACAUUGCCAGGUGCAGUCUGUAAAGAGUGUCCCUGCAACAACAACAUCGACCCUGAUGAUCCCAACUCAUGUAACAGCACAACAGGAGAGUGUCUACACUGCCUUCACAACACAAUUGGCCUGCACUGCCAACACUGCAAACCUGGCUACCAUGGCAACGCCUUAACCCAGGACUGCAAAGAAUGCUCCUGUGAUCGACGGGGGACUCAGGAGACUCGGUGUCCUCUGGGGAGACCCUGUUUCUGUGAUCCCAGGACAGGACAGUGUCCCUGUAGGACAGGUGUGAUAGGUAAACUCUGUGAUGAAUGUGAGGACAGAUACUGGAAUCUGAACAUAGCCUCGGGAUGUCAGCCCUGCAGCUGUGACCUCAUCAAAUCUAUCUCCAACAUCUGUGACAAGGUAACUGGACAUUGUCCAUGCCAUCCUGAGUUUGGAGGAAGGCACUGUGAUGAAUGCAGAGAAAAUCAUUUUAGGAAUCCAGACCUGCAGUGUAUCUCUUGUGACUGCAAUCUGGAGGGAACCAAACAACCAUCAUGUGACCCUGAGACUGGCAAGUGCAUCUGUCGGGCGGGUGUAAGCGGUAUAUUCUGUGAUGAGUGCACGCCCGGCUUCAAUACAUUAUUCCCAGCCUGUGAACCGUGCCAUCCCUGCAACGCACUCUGGACUCAAAUUGUCACUGAUGUCCAGCGAGCUGCCCAGAAAAUGAGGACCCUUAUCCCUCAUAACAAUGUACAGCCCACAGAUAACCAGCACCUGCAGGAGAUGAUUAACAUGCACUCUAUGCUGGACAGCCUGGCCAACCUGAGAGUAAUCUCCCCACCAAGCGUGGAGAAACUGGAGAAAAUGUCUUUGAAGGUUAGGAAGGUGAAAGAUGCCAUCGACACAAAUGUGAUCCUGAUUGACAUGUCUCCCCUCUUCAACACUGAAAUUGACGACAUUCAUCUAGAAAUCAUGAACCUUAAGAAGAAACUCACCAGUGUGCCAACUGAUAACGUAAAUGACCAACAGAAAGAGCUGUUGGAUGAGAUCCAGACGCUUUACAGAUUCUUCAUGUUGGAGGAUGAGAGGGUGGGAAAUGUCAGCAAAGCUGUAGAGGACUCCAUGGACACCAGACAGGAAGUCAAACACAAACUGAGCAUGUGCAAUACAGGAGACCUUGCACUGCUGAAGAAGAAGGUCACAGAGCUGAGUGUGGUUCAGCUCAAACAGAAGGUCUGUGGCGAUCCAGGUUUGGAGGACUGUUCAGGGUGUACUGGAGCUCUUUGUGGGCGUGAUCUGGGGAAGAGGAAGUGCGGAAGUCCAAACUGUAAAGGAGCUGUUCAUGUCAGUGAGGAUGCUUCUAAGACUGCAGAGAAGCUGAAAGACCAGCUCAUGAAUUUGCCUUCCAGACUGCAGGACACCAAGAACAAGAUCAAUAAUGCCAAUGAGAUGACUUGGGAUGCCAAAAACUGGGCCAGAGAUCUGCAGGACCAGAUCAACAACAAUACAAACUCGUGUGAGAGAGAGAAAAACAAAAUCAGAGAGCUUAUUCAGCAAGUCAAAGACUACCUGAUGGAUGACAUGGUUCCUCCAAAGGACACUGAGAAAAUGGCACAAGCAGUUUUGAGAAUCGAGCUCCCACAGUCACCUGCUAACAUCCAGUCCAUGAUCAGCAACGUCAAUAAUUUGCUGAAAAAUGCCACCAGAUUCCUGGAGGACUUAAAGAACCUGGACAAGCAAGCCAAGGCAGCCAUGGACCUGCAGCAGGAAGCUUUGGAACUCAAGGAGCAGAUGGAGAACACUGAUGUGAAGAAGAUCAUUCAGGAUAUUUAUGAAGCAGACAAAGCUCAGGCCAAAGCUAACAACCUCUUAGAGAGAGCGAGCAGAAACAAAGAUGAGACCAAAGACAGGAUCCAAGAUGCUGAAGACACACUGGACAACAUCGAGGCGAGGCUCAUGAUUCAGACCAAAGACCUGCAGAAAGAGAUUGAAGCUAUGAAGGACAAAACUGAAGAGAACAGAGAGACAGCGAGAGAAGCCAGAGAGGUGGCAGAGAGUGCUUUAAACAUGACCACUGAUGCAGAGAUGGAGCUCAGUGAUGUCACUAAGCAGUUUGAGGUUUUAAAGCAAAAUCAACAGAAUCAGGAGGUCAAGGGUCAAGCUGCUGGUCGACUGAAGAACAUCAUGAUGGAAGCUGAGGACAUGAAGAGACAAGUGGAGGACAAACUCCAGCAGAUACAAGACAUGGAGCAGAAGAUCCAGCAGCUGCUUCACAGAAGAAACCAGAAAGCUGCUGAAGUGUCCGACCUGCUGGAGAUGGCUGAGUCAAUUCGACAGGAGAUCUCCACUCAAGUAUACACUGAGUGUACUGGAUAAAUAUACUGUGAUAAAUACCAGUGAGUACUGCAAACAGCAGUGCUGCCCAGAAUC
This is a messenger RNA of Maylandia zebra (zebra mbuna), 4006 nucleotides long. The record is from RefSeq and is a predicted model, not a curated record. NCBI's taxonomy places the organism in Eukaryota, Metazoa, Chordata, Actinopteri, Cichliformes, Cichlidae.